UCGGCUUCCUUCGCCUCGGCAUUUUUUUUACAUUUUCUUGUGAGCCCGCGCAUUGUCGAGGGCCAGGCUGUCCGGCCGAUCAGGAGGCGGAACGCGACCUUGCCGCCAAGAUGUUACAACCACACCGCACAUAAUUCAGCACCAUUUAAGAAGUACUGUACUUAGUCGCAAGCCUGCAGAUUGGAGGGGACAAAAACUGUCGGCGUGGAAGUAACCCGCGCUGGAAGUAACUCGUGAGUAUAUUGCUACUUGCAUAAUUCUCACUGAUACUGCACUUGUCUACUACGGAAUAGCACAUGAAUUUUGGUAAACUUCUCUCAAAACAGCCGCACCUGCCUGAUUUCGGCCUUUCCUCCUACUUGCUCCAAUCAAGACCGCUCUAAUAACUAUGCAGCAUUAGUCGCGAAAUUUGCCCUUACCACUUCGGGCCCGCCGUGGCCCUAUUCGCUCUGCGGAGCAGGGCUCAUGCCGCUGAGCCUUUGGAGCAGGCUGUGUGUAUGCUAUGCAUUUCCAAAAGAUGCAGAGCAAUCAUCGGGGUUAGAGGCCCCAGCCGCUGCUUGUGCACUCCCGGGCAAUGACCGGGAAGUUCCAGCAUAUGUGGAGCCAACUGCUGUAGUAACAACAAGCGCAGUGGUCACUGGGCCAUGUGACACACUACGCGACGAGCCCGCGAGGAGUCUGAGAGUAGAUGCCGAUGCCUCGGUUGACAAGUCAAUGCUGACGGAGCCUGAGCCGGAAGCAUGUGCCCUAGUGCUAGAUGCCGAUGCUCUUCUAUGCCAGCGGUACCUCGCGUACACGGCUGUUCGGCCCGCAAGUGCCGAGAGCCGCUUUGCUUUGGGUCCAAAUCAGCUCCUUGACGAGCACUUAAGAUCUUCGGAGCGCAGCAGCUCCCGUUGGAACGCGACGCCCUCCCCCGCCAGCCACGCCGGCGCCUUCACCCACCACGCGCCCAGCUCCCUACGCGAUGCCAGCUCCGGCUUCGCGCAGCUCAUUACCGCAGCGACAGCCGGCGCGGCCCUCCAGGCCCAGGCCCAAGAGCACGGGCAGGCACAGGCACAGGCGCGCACCCACGCGCGCAGCCGACUGGGGUCGGGCAUGAGCCCGGUUGGCCGGGGACCGAGGCAGGCGGGGCUGGAGGGCUUCGUGCCUGGGCUCUCGCCGUCGCCCUCGGAUCCCGGCUUCGCCAUGCCGAGAUCCCUGUCCGAGCCCACGCACACCACCAAUGCGACAGAAGCCGGUGGGCCGGACCCCGCGGCCGGCGCCUACGUAGGCCAGUUCCCGGAGCCGCCGCACCAACAGCGGCCCGCGCCGCAGGAGGGCGAGGCGUCAUCGCUGGUGCUCGUGCAUGCCCAGCACCAGCUGCAGCGGCGGUGGUUGGUGGCAACGCCGGGCCCGGGCGUAGACGGCCGCCCGGGCGGCAGCCAUGCCGGGGCCCCGAGGGCAGGCGGCAGCUGGUCGCAGCGGAUCCGCAGUCGCUCCAGCUCAGUGGGGCAACAGGCCGAGGCGGUGCUGCUUGGCAGGAUGGGUGCGCGCGCGGUCGGCGACACGGCGGCGCCUUGCAUGGAAGGUGACUCGGCCGUGGCUGCAGUGGCAGCGGCUGCAGGUGGCUCCUUGCACAGGGGGGAGGCUCUGGAGGCGCAGGCCGCAGCGGCGGUUCCUGUGGGGCACCGGCGGCAGGCCAUGCGGAUGGUAGUGGAAGACGGAUCGCACGGGCAAACGGUAACAGCGUCCGCCGCCAGCCUCCUGCCAAGCAGCGAGGCUGCGGCGGUGCCGGCGGGUAACGCUUCCUCCUCACGGCCAACCUUGGUGCCGUAUUACGGCGGGUUUCGACAGAUGAGCGGUUCAAUGUCCAGCCCCAGCCCCCUGCCCACCGGUCAAGCGGAGGAGGCGCAGCAGGCACAGCGACAGGGGGCGCAGCAGCAACAGCAGCUGCAGCAGCAGGAGGCGGCGGGUGCGGCAGGUCUGCCAGCCGCUGUCGGCGGGUCAGGGACAGGCGCCUGGUCUUUUGGCAGCGGCAGCAACAGCAUGCAGUUCAGUGCGACUUGCCGACUGCCUAGCGGCGCAGCCGCGUCUGCAGUGGACUCGAGCGCCGGCGGAUCGGGCGGUGGCUCUUCGGCGGGGCUGGAGCACAUCUCGCUCUUCCCCAUCACGCGGCACACGCCGCACGCCGCCCCGCUGAUGGCUGUGCCUGAGGCAACCACCAUCGAGGAUGACGACACGCUAGGGACAGACGGCAUGGGAUUGGCACGUGACACCCUGGCUGGGCUUUCGGUGGAUCCCGCGCUUAAUCACGUGGGCGCCGCCGACGGCACGGCAGCGGGCUUUGCGAUGCAUGGAGGGCUGGUGAGUGGCGGCGGCGCCACCACCACGGCCGGCACCGGUCAGGCGGCGGGCGCGCACGCGGCCGGGGCGUUAGGCCACUCGGCGACGGGCACAGGUUGGCCGGCGAGCAUGGACAUGAUCCCUGCAGCCGCCACGGCAGCUGCGGCUUCUGAGGCGCGGCGGCGGCAGACUGCUCAACAGAAUCUGCAGCAACAAGCUGCACACGGACAGCACCAGCCAGCAGACCUUUCACAGGGGCAGCCCAGGGGAUCCGACUUCGGCUUUCCGCAGCACCAUCCACAACAGCCACAACAGCCACAGCUACAGCCAGCGCAACAGCCAGAGGCGUGGAGCAAUUCGCAAUCAUCGCAGCCGGCCGCUGCGGUUACUGGGACGGCGCCGCCUGCAGCUACGUCCUCCCGCUGGAGAGCUGCAAACGUGGGCGGCGCCGCGCCGCCGGGCCUGUUUGGCGCGACUGCCACGGUAUCGGGCCCGAGCGGCACCGGUGGCACCGGCGGCGGCGGCGGUGCCGCCGUACAGGGCGUGCUCCAGCGCCUGGGCUCGCGCAGGAGCUCGAGGGAGCAGAGCAGCGGGCGGCUGUCGGCGGUGGCGGCCAAGCCGGGCCGACUGCCGCAGCAAGCCGCGCAGGUGGCGCUGCUGCAGAUGCUGCAGUUUGGGUCCACGGGCGCGGUGCCGCUGCACCAGCUCGCCACCUGCGACAUCAACCGCCUCAGCCGGGAGCUCAUCGCGCUGCACUGGGUGGGGCAUGGCGGCGGAGGCACGGUGUUCCAGGCCGCCUGGCAGGGCGCCACGGUGGUGGCUGUGAAGUUCCUGCUGGCGCAGCAGCCGGCGCACGUGGACGCCACCGCCCUGGAGGCCAUGGUGUCCUUGGCGGUGCGACACCCCAACGUGGUGCACACCUACUGUGCGGAAGUGACGCGGCUGACGGAGGCGUCCUUCGCGGAGCCCGACCACCCCGUGGAUGAGGACGGCACGGGGCGGCCCUGGGGCAUGACGGACGACACCUCACACAGCGCCAGCGCGCUGUACAAUGCGCUGAUGAUGAGCUCCUACGCCGGCCCGGAGCAGUUGGCCACAGGCGCGUUGCGGGCCCGCUCACGGCUGCACCUCAUGUCAAACGCCAUGGACAGCGGCGCGGCCGGCAGCUCGGCCGGCGCCACGCCACAGCAGCCGCACCAACAGCAGCAGCCGGGGCCGCACCUGCUGACUCAGCGGGGGUCUCGCGGUGGUGGGGUCGCAGGCCAGACCUGUAAUGCGCUCAGUGGCAGCGGAGCUCCUGGCGCGGCGGCGGCGCGGACUCAAGCCCAGCUGGAGGGGGUGCGUACGGAGGCCGCGGGACACGCGGCCGCCGCUGGAGUGGCGGGUGCUGCUGCUGGCACUGCGCACGUUGACACACCCGCCGGCACUGAGUCACCGUUCUUCUCGGAGGAGGGGUUCGGCGAGCCGGACCUUGCCGGCCACGGAUUGGGCUGGAGCGUGCGGCAGGUGCUUGCGUACCUCAAGGCCCGGCCCGGCAUGUACCUUACACACAUCAUCAUGGAGCACUGCGACCGCGGCUCGCUGCUGUCCGCCAUCAAGCGCGGCGUGUUCUCCAUGGAAGGCCUGCCGGAGGAUUCCGGCAGCCCCGCGGCGGCGGGCGCCACUGCCAUGGGCAGCGCGGCCGGCGGCAUCAUGGCCAGCAGCAGCACCGCACCGGGCGCGGGGCUGCAGACCAGCCGCACCUCGGUCACCGCAGCCAUGGCGGCGGCGGGUAUGGCGAGCGCCGGCACAGGAGGCGGUGUGGAGGCAGGCAGUCCGAUCCGCCUCUCACGCCGCGUGGUGCUGCGGGCGUUGCUGCGGACGGCGCGGGACGUCGCACAGGGCAUGUGCCACCUGCACGCCAACGGCAUCAUUCAUGGAGAUUUGAAACCCGGCAAUGUGCUGCUGCGCGGCUGCCGUACCGACCGGCGCGGGUUUGUGGCGAUGGUGGCGGACUUCGGGUUGAGCAAGCUGACGCACGGCGACAAGCCGCUCGAGCUGCACCACUGGAGCACUGUGACCGUCAUGGCUCCGGAGGUGAUUAUGGGCCGGUGGCGGAAGGCCUCAGACGUGUGGGCCUUUGGCGUGCUGCUGUGGUCGAUGCUGAGCGGCGACACAAUGCCGUACGGCCAGGCAUCGGUGCAACAGAUCCUGCGUGGUGUUGCGUCUGGAACGCUCAAGCCGGACUGGCCUACCCAUGGGCACCCGGCACUGGUGCGCCUGGGCAAGGCCUGCCUCAGCACCAAUGCCGACAUGCGGCCGUCAUUCGAUGUCAUCGCCAAGGUGCUGACUAAGAUUGAGGGUAACAUCCGGAAUGAGCUGAGGGCGCAGCGUGCUGCGGUGGUGCAGCAAUUGCAGCAGCUGCAGCAAAAUGAGAGCAGUGCCAGCGGCACUGUAGGGUGCCGCUUGAUGUGGGGCAGCCGCGGACUGAGCGGCGCAGGCGUCCAUCCGCUCGAGAGGCUGAGGACGAGCAAUGCGUGGGUUUAGUACGGUAGCCAAGAGACCCAAGCAUAACAGUUCAUCUGCUUUAACCGGAGGCCGGACAUGGUUCAAUUAUUACAGUGUGUCGGGUCGAUGGCACGUUUUUUAAGCAAACGCAAUGGUCAUUUACACGGGGCUUACCGGGCUACUGGCCGAUCGGUGAGCAGCUGUUGACGGGCCGCAAGGGCAUGCUGCAUGUGGACCAUCAUCCUCGUGCUUUUAUGCUAGGGCUAUUGCGGACAGGCUGCACGCACAUGGCUUGGCUGAAGGUCGCUCGAUUAUAGGCGGGGCACGGUAUGAAUGUGACCUUGCAGAAAGAUACAGUCCGGCACGGUAUGGGCUGCGGGCGCAGGGGCCUGCCUUGAAGGCGGAACGCUGGCAUGGGAGGCGAGUCGCAGUGCCGUCGGAGUAGUGUUUGCUGAGGCCGAUGUACAAGUGUUGCGAAAGCACGUCUACCUGCAGAUCAACCUCUCGAAAGGCAGUGAAUUCUUUUCAUCGAACAAAACGAACUGAAUGGUGCAUUAAUGACCGCGAAGAUGGGACCCCAUCAGGCCCACGGGAAAACCGUGUGGAGCAAGGUGUGGAGCCGUGUUAUUAUCAAGGCUGGCUGGGUUCGGUGCAGGAGGCGAGCACUGCGGCGUCGUUGGUCGCGAGGUACGAGGUGGAGAUGGGGAUGGCGGAGAAGGCGCUCGACAUGCCCGUGGUCACCAGCAGCUACGAUAUCAGAGCGGCUGGGCGCCGAGGGCCGCUCGGCGCGCUCAGCCAAGGCGGCGGAGACCCGGUAUGGCUGCGUCCCCUUGUAGAUGUUGCCGAGUGAAGGGCGUGCGAUGGGACAGUUGUAAGGCAGGUUGGUGAAGUCCCGAACCCAUUGGGAUGCUGUGUGCGCUCGUGGCGUCUUGGUGCAGCUGAUUCCCGAACCCCAGCAGAUGGCAAACAAUUUGCAACGGCAGGGCAGGAGUGCGCGGCUGGUCGAACGCCGGAUUUGCUGUACCGACGAGUUGCUGGCUGGCUGGAAGUUUGCUGAUGCGCAGAGUGAAGGGCGUUGGUGUGUGCAAGUGGGCUAGCGGAGUGGCUGGGCAACGGCGUGGCUGGACCUUUGAACGACCUUGUGACGCGCUGCGGCGACA
Messenger RNA from Chlamydomonas reinhardtii, 5969 nucleotides. RefSeq lists its product as uncharacterized. The coding region runs from base 715 to 4848 and encodes 1377 amino acids. Gene Ontology annotation, molecular function: protein kinase activity; ATP binding. The transcript is spliced from 16 exons. The record is from RefSeq and is a predicted model, not a curated record. Lineage: Eukaryota; Viridiplantae; Chlorophyta; Chlorophyceae; Chlamydomonadales; Chlamydomonadaceae. Gene Ontology annotation, biological process: protein phosphorylation.